GUUGAUCUUCACUGCGUUUCUGGGCCAUGGCGGAAGGGGAUGGCGACGGAGCGACGGGCCUCGACCGGCCCAAGGAGCCGGAGGAGAUGACGGCCUUGGAGCGGGCCGCCUUUGCCGAGCGCUGCCGAGAGAUCGGAUCGCGAGGCUUCAAGGCCGGGGACUGGCAGUAUGCAGCGCUGGCCUACUCCGAGGGCCUUCGGUACCUGGAGUACGAGCCGCAUGAUGGCGAAAUGCAGCCAGACCCGAGCUUCGAUCAUGGCGGCAAAGCACAGCUGGACAAGGACAUGGCUCUGGCGGUGACACUGUUCAGCAACCUGGCGGCCGUGACGCUGAAGCUUGAGGAACCCCGAGACGCAUUGGACUACGCGGAGAAGGCGUUGCGUUUUGAUCCUCGUCAUGCCAAGGCUGCGCUCCACCGCGCGAAUGCACUGCUUGCGCUGGGGGACUAUCAGGCGGCCAAGGCGGCGGCACAGGCGUUGGAGCCGGAGAUCUCCGCGAAGGUGGCGGCACAGGCGGAGCGAGCGCUGCGGGAGGCCAAGAGGCAGGAGAAGGCUUUCUUCAGCAAGAUGCUGAACAGCAGCGCCCGGUGAGCACGGGCUUCUCCGGUAAGCUUCCGGGCGACUGACAGGGCCCCAGAUUUCCACUCAUCUCCCCUACCUUGGCCCCUG
Molecule: messenger RNA, 668 nt
Organism: Effrenium voratum
Lineage: Eukaryota; Dinophyceae; Suessiales; Symbiodiniaceae
Source: the annotation of a GenBank genome assembly